AUGCUUGACUGCAUCGAGGUUGUGCAGGUCCGUCCUCCAUUUGCAAAGCCUGAAGGACAAGAAGAAGACGCCACCGUCCCAGCCAUGGCCAGGGUCCUCCACCAGCACUGCACCCAGCUCCUGGCCAAAUACAGCGCCGACGCCAUCUUCGAGGCUGCGCUCGCAGAGGCAGUGGCGCUAGUCAACGAGGAGCACAACAGCAACGCGGCGCCGGCGGGACUGUGCCUGCGCGAUCUGACCGAGGCGGAGGGGGUCUUGUCGGAGGUGAAGUGGGCGGCGGCAUGUAUUGUUCGGCUCUGCCAGACCCAUCUGAGGCGGUGUUCUUCGGCCAAACGAUACCGUCUGGUCGAGUAGUUGGGAGGUGGAAAGGUGGGCCACGGCAGGCAUAGAGAUGGGAGCCUUCACCUUACAACAGGCGAGAAAUGAUCAUGAUUAGAAUGAUAAAUGCGGAAGAAUAACCCCC
Molecule: messenger RNA, 463 nt
Organism: Gaeumannomyces tritici R3-111a-1
Lineage: Eukaryota; Fungi; Ascomycota; Sordariomycetes; Magnaporthales; Magnaporthaceae
Exons: 2
Coding region: 1-354 (117 amino acids)
Source: RefSeq, a predicted model, not a curated record